UCUGUGGUGGCGGUGGCGCUGCUUCAUCCUCCGUGUUCUCUUCCGUGCCCGUGGGCGUCGAGGUCCUGCUUCCAUCUGCCCCACGGACGACCACGGGAGCCCCAGCGGCCUCUCGGAGCGCCAGCCCGAGCCCCGGGCCGGUCCUCAGAAGAAGUCAGCCAUGUCUACAGAGUCGAACAAGAAGCGGAAACCCAAAGUGAUCCGAAGUGAUGGAGCCCCCCCGGAGGGAAAGCGUAAUCGGAGCGAGCUCGACUUGGACAUGAAAUACUAUAGCGAGGAGGCUGAGGUGGACGUUCGAGACCCCAACAAGGACUAUGACCUCUACAGGUUCACCUGCCACGAACUCCAGCGACUCAUGGCUGAAAUCCAAGAGCUCAAGAGCAGAGGCAGCAGGGACAGUGCUUCCGAAAUAGAAGAGAGGAGGAUCCAGAGCUGUGUUCACUUCAUGACCCUGAAGAAACUGAACCGGCUGGCUCAUAUCAGACUGAAGAAGGGGCGAGAUCAGACUCAUGAGGCUAAGCAGAAGGUAGAUGCCUAUCACCUCCAGCUCCAGAACCUGUUGUAUGAGGUGAUGCACCUGCAGAAAGAGAUCACCAAGUGCCUCGAAUUUAAGUCAAAGCAUGAAGAAAUUGAGCUGGUAAGUAUGGAAGAGUUUUAUCAGGAGGCCCCUCCUGAGAUCAGCAAGUCUGAGAUCACCAUGGGGGACCCUCACCAGCAGACCCUUGCUCGCCUCGACUGGGAGCUGGAGCAGCGGAAGAGGUUGGCAGAAAAGUAUAAAGAUUGUCUGGCCAAUAAAGAGAAAAUCCUGAAGGAGAUUGAAGUCAAGAAAGAAUACCUGAGCAGCCUUCAGCCUCGGCUUAACAGCAUCAUGCAGGCCUCACUCCCCGUGCAGGAGUACCUCUUUAUGCCGUUCGACCAGGCGCACAAGCAAUAUGAGACUGCCCGCCACCUUCCCCCACCCCUCUAUGUGCUGUUUGUGCAGGCCAGUGCUUACGGUCAGGCGUGUGAUAAAAAAUUGUCUGUGGCUAUAGAGGGCAGUGUGGAAGAAGCCAAGGCCCUGUACAAACCCCCCGAGGAUUCUCAAGAUGACGAGAGCGACUCAGAUGCUGAGGAGGAACAGACCACAAAACGUCGACGCCCCACCCUGGGUGUUCAGCUGGAUGACAAGCGGAAGGAGAUGCUCAAGAGACACCCGCUGUCUGUCAUGCUCGACCUCAAGUGCAAAGAUGACAGCGUGCUCCAUCUGACGUUUUACUACCUCAUGAACCUCAACAUCAUGACUGUGAAGGCCAGAGUGAGCACUGCCACAGAGAUUGUCACUCCAGUCAGCGCAGGUGACCUGCUGUCUCCUGACAUGAUCUUAAGCUGCCUGUAUCCUGGGGAUCACGGCAAGAAGACCCCCAACCCAGCCAACCAGUACCAGUUUGAUAAAGUCGGCAUCUUGACCCUGAGCGACUAUGUGCUUGAACUGGGGCACCCCUACUUGUGGGUGCAGAAGCUGGGGGGCCUGCACUUCCCCAAAGAGCAGCCACAGCACACGGUGACCGCGGACAACUCGCUGAGCGCCAGCCACAUGGAGACCACCAUGAAGCUGCUGAGGACGCGGCUGCAGGCCCGCCUGGCUCUCACCAAACAGUUUGCUUCAUUGGAGCACGGCAUUGUGCCGGUCACCAGUGAGUGCCAGCGCCUUUUCCCUGCAAAAAUCGUGUCCCGCCUCGUGAAGUGGGUGGCAGUUGCCUAUGAGGACUACCUGAAUCUGCCUUACACCCGGGACAUUGCAGAGGCUGGGCUGGCGGAGGACACACACCUGUACUACCUGGCGCUCAUCGAGAGAGGGACAGCCAAGCUUCAGGCGGCUGUGGUGCUGAACCCAGGCUACUCCUCCAUCCCACCCAUUUUCCGACUUUGUCUGAACUGGAAAGGAGAGAAGACAAGCAGCAAUGACGAUAACAUUCGGGCCAUGGAGAGCGAGGUCAGCGUGUGCUACCGGGAGCUUUAUGGCCCCAAGCCUGGCCAUCAGCUCCUGACCAAUCAGCUGCAGCGCUUGUGCGUUCUGCUCGAUGUCUACCUGGAGACGGAGAGCCACGAUACCAGUGUGGAAGGGCCCAAGGAAUUCCCCCAGGAGAAAAUGUGUCUCCGCCUGGUCAGGGGGCCCAGUCGGAUGAAGCCCUUCAAGUACAACCAUCCACAGGGAUUCUUCAGCCAUCGUUGACCAGCAGACCACCUUCCAUCCGUCCAUCCGUCCGUCCAUCAAGCAUCCAGCAGGGUUCCAGAAGAACCAGCAGUGGGUGGGCACGAGGCUUCCAUACCACGGGCGUGACUUGUGUGCUUCCCCAGGUCUUCUCAAGUCAAUUUUGUAUUUUUAAUGUAUUAAAUAUGUCCCUGGGUGAAGCGA
This is a messenger RNA of Vombatus ursinus (common wombat), 2395 nucleotides long. RefSeq names its product THO complex 5 (gene THOC5). The record is from RefSeq and is a predicted model, not a curated record. Bases 161 to 2212 code for a protein of 683 amino acids. Gene Ontology annotation, molecular function: mRNA binding. Gene Ontology annotation, cellular component: THO complex part of transcription export complex. The transcript is spliced from 20 exons. Gene Ontology annotation, biological process: positive regulation of DNA-templated transcription, elongation; mRNA export from nucleus. Lineage: Eukaryota; Metazoa; Chordata; Mammalia; Diprotodontia; Vombatidae.